AGAGAGGAAGCGGCGGCCAGAGCCGCAAGCCCAGCCACCCAGCGGCUCGCGGUCCCUGCGGGGCCGCCCUCUCCGCCCCGCCCAGCGGGGGCUGAGCGCCUCGCUCCUGGGGCUCCCACUUCCGCCGGGCCCUCCCCUCCGCCCCCGAUCCUCCCGGGCGGAAGUGCGCCUGGGCCUCCCGGGUCCCCCACGGCCGCGAGGCGGAAGCGCGCUUCGACCGCCGCUCCCCUCGACCCUGCGGCGCGCCGCGCGUCGGGUUCCGGACAGGUCCCGUGUGACGUGGCCGCGCUCCGGGGGCGGCUCCGGGCUGGGGGCCGGGCGGCGGACCGGGCGGGGCAGACCCGGGGCGGGGCGCGGCGCCGCAGCUGGAUGGCUGGGGCCGCCCGGAGCGCCGCCGCCGCCGCUGCCGCACGCACGUGGCAUGCCUGGAUGUCCCUGCCCUGGCUGUGGCAUGGCGGGCCAGAGGCUCCUCUUCUUCACUGCUCUUGUCCUAGAGCUCCUGGGAGGGGCUGGGGGUUCCCAGCAGGCCCUGAGGAGCCGGGGGCCUGCCGCCGCCUGUCGCCUAGACAACAAAGAAAGCGAAUCCUGGGGAGCCCUGCUGAGUGGGGAGAGGCUGGAUACCUGGAUCUGCUCCCUCCUGGGCUCACUCAUGGUGGGGCUCAGUGGGGUCUUCCCACUGCUCGUGAUUCCCCUGGAGAUGGGGACUACGCUGCGCUCAGAAGCUGGGGCCAGACGUCUGAAACAGCUGCUCAGCUUUGCCUUGGGGGGACUUUUGGGCAAUGUGUUUCUCCACCUGCUGCCUGAGGCGUGGGCCUACACAUGCAGUGCCAGCCCUGUGCUGCCCCCUGCAGGUGGUGAGGGGCAGAGCCUGCAGCAGCAACAGCAACUGGGACUGUGGGUCAUUGCUGGCUUCCUGACCUUUCUGGCAUUGGAGAAGAUGUUCCUGGACAGCAAGGAUAAGGAGGGGACCAGCCAGGCCCCCAGCAAAGACCCUGCCGCUGCUGCCGCGCUCAAUGGAGGCCGCUAUCUGGCCCAGCCGGCUGCAGAGCCCGGCGUGAGCGCCGUGGUCCGGACCAUCAAAGUCAGUGGCUAUCUCAACCUGCUGGCCAACACCAUAGACAACUUCACUCAUGGGCUAGCUGUAGCUGCCAGCUUCCUUGUGAGCAAGAAGAUUGGGCUCCUGACCACCAUGGCCAUCCUUCUGCACGAGAUCCCCCAUGAGGUGGGCGACUUUGCCAUCCUGCUCCGGGCCGGCUUUGACCGAUGGAGCGCAGCCAAGCUGCAGCUCUCGACGGCACUGGGGGGCCUGCUGGGCGCCUGCUUCGCCAUCUGUACGCAGUCCCCCAAGGGAGUAGAGGAGACCGUGGCCUGGAUCCUGCCCUUCACCUCUGGUGGCUUUCUCUAUAUCGCCCUGGUGAACGUGCUGCCGGACCUCUUGGAGGAAGAUGACCCGUGGCGCUCCCUGCAGCAAGUGCUACUGCUCUGCACAGGCAUCGUGGUGAUGGUGCUGUUCUCGCUUUUCGUGGAUUGACGGUCCCUGAUGCCCCCCACACUGCAAUAAGAGACUCAGAUUCA
Molecule: messenger RNA, 1575 nt
Organism: Panthera uncia (snow leopard)
Lineage: Eukaryota; Metazoa; Chordata; Mammalia; Carnivora; Felidae
Gene: SLC39A13
Product: solute carrier family 39 member 13
Exons: 10
Coding region: 422-1531 (369 amino acids)
Biological process (GO): intracellular zinc ion homeostasis; zinc ion transmembrane transport
Cellular component (GO): membrane
Molecular function (GO): zinc ion transmembrane transporter activity
Source: RefSeq, a predicted model, not a curated record